CAGCCUCCGGCCGGAAGGUGGCGCUGCUCACGACCUUAAUGGACAAAAAGAAAAAAUGCAACUGGUUAUCUUUGAUGACGUUUGGAGAAAAAACAGGAAAUUCUGUAGAAACGAAAAGUCCGAGAAAUUUUCUCGUCAAAGAUGGCUUGCUUUGAAAGCAAUAAAGGGAGCUUGGAGGAGGACAGCUAUGAAGGAGCUGUUGGUGGAGAGCUGUCCGGCUGUGCCUUGGCAAUGCUGGAAAAGGAGCGGGAAUCCCUUCUCAGCCCAUCAGAGAGCCCUGGCACCUUCAUUUGCAGCACAUCCUCCAGUCUUCAGGCCGCUGCUCCCCUCCAGGGCUACGAUGUGGAAUUUGACCCACCCCUAGAGAGUAAAUAUGAGUGCCCCAUCUGCCUCAUGGCUUUGAGGAAUGCCGUUCAAACACCCUGUGGUCACCGUUUCUGCAAGAACUGCAUUGAGAAAUCCAUUCGUGAUACAGGACAGAAAUGCCCUGUGGACAAUGAAAUGCUGUCAGAAGACCAGCUGUUCCCUGAUAACUUUGCCAAACGGGAGAUUUUGUCACUAACUGUUCGCUGUCCAAACUCUGGUUGUGCUGAGAAAAUGGAGCUACGACAUUUAGAGAAUCAUUUGGCACAUUGUCAGUUUGCCACCGUGCCUUGCCCACAAUGCCAACAGUCUGUGAGAAAAAGCCACCUAGGGGAGCACACAACUGUUGAGUGCCAAAGGAGACCUGUGUCAUGUCCAGACUGUGUAGCAUGCUUUGUUUAUGAGGAGAGAGAGCGUCAUGAGCAGCAGUGUCCCUUUGCCAGCGUGAAGUGCCAGUACUGUGAGAUGGAUCUCAUCAGAGACCAGAUGGAAUCUCAUUGUGAUACAGAUUGCCCAAAAGCACCCAUCGCCUGUAACUUUAGCACCUUUGGAUGUAAAGAGAGGAUGCAGCGUCAUAACCUGGCUCAGCACAUGCAGGAGUUCACACAAAUGCAUAUGCGCUACAUGGCUGAGUUCUUACGUGGCCUUAGCCUUAAUGGCACCACACCCAAAUCCCUGUGGGCACUUGGGCCUUCUGUUUCCUCUGACGAUCAAGGAGCUGCAGCAUCAGUGUCAGCUUCUAGUGGGCCCAGGGGAGCUGUUAGCUGCAGCAGCAACUGUGCUCCAGCUCAGCCUAGUGAAGAGAUGCAGAGGCUCAGGGAGAUGGAUGGACGACUGGUGAAGCAGGAUCACCAGCUACGUGAGCUCAUCAUCUUAAAAGAAACACAGGCAGGCCAGCUUGCAGAGCUCAGACGUAGGGUGUCGGUGCUGGAGGACACUGUGAAGGAACUGGAGGCCCAGCAGUGCCGUGGUAUCUUCAUCUGGCGCCUCAAAGGUUUCUCUGCCCACCAGCGGAACCAAGAAGUGGGCCUGCCAGUGGUUGAGCACAGCCCCGGCUUCUACACAGGCAGUCCAGGCUACAAGCUGUGCCUGCGUUUACACCUGCAGACCCCCAGUGCCCAGCGCUGCUCCAACUACAUCUCCCUCUUUGUCCACACCAUGCAAGGAUCUUUUGAUGAGCAGCUUACGUGGCCGUUUCAAGGCACCAUCCGGCUUGCCAUCCUAGACCAGGGUCCCGAAGGACAGCACCACGUGGAAGUGAUGGAAACUAAGCCAGACCUGCAAGCCUUUCAGAAGCCCACCAUUCAGCGCAACCCCAAAGGAUUCGGCUACGUUACCUUCAUGCACCUGAAUCAGCUGAGUCAGAGAGCCUAUGUUAAAGAUGACACCCUACUUAUCCGCUGUGAUGUGACACCACGUUUUGACAAUAUGCCUCACCGUGAGGGACCAGCAGUGCAGCCAAGGGGGCCCGAGGCAUCAGUUUCAAGGGACUGAAGUCAAACUCAUAUCAAUAGAAUCAUUGUCAUGCCGAGAUGUUAGCACAAUAAUGUUUCAAUGCUGCCUAAGUCAUAUUAAUUGGUAGACAUCAAGAGGAGGAAGACUAAUUUUGACAGCCAUCUAUAGCAGAGUGCGAAUACUAGUAUUUAUUUGUUUACCAACUUUUAAAUGUUAAUACAUUUUUUCUUUUAAUAGCUAUAUACGGUAAAGAUUUAUUUUAAAUGUACGUACUCUCCCACAUGGUACAAUCAGCAAGCCUUAUAUGUUCAAAUUGUGUAAAUAGUCAGUGUUUAAUCUGCUCAAGACAAUCAGUUUAAGAUGUGAUCUUGCUUCCUGCAGACUGAACAUUACUACAGAUUUUGCUCUCUUUCUGUGGUUGAUGGAGACAGCACUGAAUGUUUAAGAUACCCUGUGGAGUUUUUGACCUCUAGUGGUACUAUGAUGCAGUGUUUUGACAAGCCGAUCCCCAUUUUAUUUAUUACCUCAUCCUUGACAAGUGCGCACACACACACACACACCUUCCCAUGUAUGUACCAAGGCACGUGGCUGAUGUGACCCACAUUCUUAGCGACUGCAGAGUGUGGUAAUGAAAAUGAGUAGUGCAUACAAUCCAUGAAGAGUGAGUAAAAGGACGAACAGGUUGAAACUAAGCCUCCCCAUUUUGCUGUAGUGGCCACAGAUAGUGUUGUAAGAAACAUGACAUGUUUGGGUCCAAAAACAUAUUUUCCUUUACCAGAUCAUAUAAAAGAAAUGGUUGGAACAAAGAAGAUGUCCAAUUAUAUUAAUUUCAUGCUGAAAUCAUAGAAACCUUGAGAACUUCCCCGUGUAUGUGUCAAGUGAGAAACUUACUUUGGAAUAAAUGGUGUGCUUCAAUAUAUUGGAGCGUGGUAUUGAUUUCUCUUUAAUAUAUCUAUGGGUGAAACGAUGCAGAGGAGUAUCAUGUUAAGUGGACAAACUGAAACAGCAUUUGAAGCAAACCAACAUAUCUGACCAUGUCCAUCAAUCAAAAGGUUGGCUAUAAUGACAUCCAUCGGUGUCAUGGUAUUAUGCUGGGCAUUUGGUGGCAGUAACAUUGUGAGCAGCUCAGCAAUGUUCCAAGGAAGGGAGAAGAAGAAGACUACUAGUUGAUGUAUCUAUGGAUAUUUGAAAACAGUGCAAGUUUCAAAAUAUUUUGCAAAUGUUUUGUAGGAAAGAAGGAUGGCAAGAAGACACAGUGCAUUUUGAUGACUGUAAACGUGUUAACACAAAAACUCCACAGGGUACUGUUUUAAAAAUGAGGUGAUUACAAGGAUGAGGAAAAUCAAAUUCAUACGCUGUCCAAACUCAACAUUUCAUACUUCACUAUUUUUAACUGUUCUGUCCUUAGGGUGUUACUGUGACACAAUCAGCAAAAAUUGACAACACAACUUUUACAACAUGGAUGAUUUUCCAUUCCCUCAGUUCUACCAGCACCGCACAGUUUAUUUUUAACUUUAACUUUGCAGAUUUGUUACCAAGUUGCCCACUUUGCUUUUGACAGAAUUUAUGGCCUCUAAUACAAGCUCCUGCCUAAUGUGACCUAUAACAAUAUUUCAAGAGUACAAAUAACAUCAUAGGUUAGUGUCUUUGCUGUGAAAUAGUGCUGCAUCUGUAAAGCCUUAACAGAUAAUAGAUUGUAUUUUUGCUUUUUCAGUGUAUUAAUAUGACAACAUUCAGCAAUUUGACUCUGUAAACGGUGAUUAAUCUUAAUGUUCCUGAUUUCAUGUUUUUUGUCAUGAAUUUUAUCCAGUGGUGAUGAAAAUAGCCUUAAAUUAAAGAUAAGAAAUACUUUAGACCACA
This is a messenger RNA of Lates calcarifer (barramundi perch), 3678 nucleotides long. RefSeq names its product TNF receptor-associated factor 6 (gene traf6). Gene Ontology annotation, biological process: protein K63-linked ubiquitination; interleukin-1-mediated signaling pathway; positive regulation of JNK cascade. Bases 142 to 1857 code for a protein of 571 amino acids. Lineage: Eukaryota; Metazoa; Chordata; Actinopteri; Centropomidae. The transcript is spliced from 8 exons. Gene Ontology annotation, cellular component: plasma membrane signaling receptor complex. The record is from RefSeq and is a predicted model, not a curated record. Gene Ontology annotation, molecular function: zinc ion binding; ubiquitin protein ligase activity; tumor necrosis factor receptor binding.